Durio zibethinus is the source of this 658-nucleotide messenger RNA. The record is from RefSeq and is a predicted model, not a curated record. NCBI's taxonomy places the organism in Eukaryota, Viridiplantae, Streptophyta, Magnoliopsida, Malvales, Malvaceae.
ACUGGCUCCACCCCACCAGUUUUCCACUCCUUAUAAGUAGAGCACUCAUGGAAAUCUCCAGCACAAGCCACUGUUCAACUAAAAGCAUAUCUUUGAUCUUGUCUUCUCUUCUUACUCUUUUCCUAGUCUGUAGUAGUCUUUUUAAAACCAAUCUAGAAUCUAUUUUAAUUGAACUUUAAACUUUGUAUCAAAUUUUGAUAAUUUUGGUGUGAGUAGUUAUGGCUUCAAGCUCUCUACGCUCCAGAGAUUCAGGUUCAUGGACCCCAAAGCAAAACAAGCUGUUCGAAAAGGCAUUGGCACAGUACGAUAAAGACACCCCAGACCGUUGGCACGAUGUUGCAAAGGCUGUAGGUGGAAAAACUGCUGAAGAAGUGAAGAGACACUACGAAAUCCUUAUCGAAGAUCUUAAGCAUAUCGAGUCCGGUCGCAUUCCUAUUCCAAACUAUAGGUCAAUUGGCGGCACCAGCAAUGCUGAUGAAGAUGAAAGGCUUAUAAGUUAUCUUAAGCUGCAGUGAAGUCCAAAACCAGCAGCCUACGUUUACAUCAUAUCUGAACGCCAGAUUACUAUGAAAAGAGGAUGUGCGAAUGAACAUUGGAUGAAAAGCUGUCCCUCCCUCAAACACUCCCCCCUAGCCUCCUUUCCCUUUUCUUUUGCAGU